Messenger RNA from Rhipicephalus sanguineus (brown dog tick), 6646 nucleotides. RefSeq names its product protein jagged-1a (gene Ser). Gene Ontology annotation, biological process: multicellular organism development; Notch signaling pathway; cell communication. The record is from RefSeq and is a predicted model, not a curated record. The coding region runs from base 376 to 3759 and encodes 1127 amino acids. Gene Ontology annotation, cellular component: membrane. The transcript has 16 exons. NCBI's taxonomy places the organism in Eukaryota, Metazoa, Arthropoda, Arachnida, Ixodida, Ixodidae. Gene Ontology annotation, molecular function: calcium ion binding; Notch binding.
CUGGAGGAGGAGGAGGGGCGGCGGCCUACGGCAGCCGGUGUACGCUCCGGGAGCAGGAGCAACCAGUUGCCCGGGUGGUGUACUCCCCGAGUGGCAGGAGAGCACAACGCGACGGCGGCGGCGGAGACCCUUGUUGCGCUGGAUUCGCAUCGCCGCGGGAGCAACAUCGCUCAGCAGCAUGUGUCGGCGGCGGCGGUUGCGAAGCUCGUGCUCGGUGACAGUGCGCGGUCCCUGGACGCGGCGGCGGUAGCCCGCCAUGGAUUCUCGGUGGUCCGCAUCAGGAGGCGACCUGGGCCACAGCAACUGGAGGGAGGACACCGUGAUGUCCAAGAAGGAGUCGCGGGCCGCCCGGAGCCCGGACGACGGCAGCUAGCCAUGGCCACCACCGCGAUCGCCCUUCCCCGCGCGCGUACUUGUGCCACCCCUAUUAUUUCUCUACUCGUGUGCUCGUGCGCGUUGUUGCUACUACUGCUACUGCUGCCCGUGGCCCGCGCGUCGGGCUUCUUCGAGCUCCAGGUCCUGGGCAUCGACAACCCCGGUGGACUACUGCUGGACGGCGGGUGCUGUGGUUCGCGAUGCCCCGGUCGCUGCAACACGUACUUCCGACUCUGCCUCAAGGAGUACCAGGCGCAGGUGGACCUCUCCGGAGCGUGCACGUUCGGCAACCUCACGUCUCCGCUCAUCGGCGGCAGCUCGUUCUCGCUGCAGACGCACCCGGACCGGCAGCUCCUGCUCAGGUUGCCCUUCCACUUCCGAUGGACGAGAUCGUUCACGCUCAUCCUGGAGGCGCUACAUCACAACAACUACACUGAACCCUACGUGGACCGGCCCAUCGAGCGGCUCGCCUACUCGGGCCUGGUGCUGCCCAGCGAGGAGUGGCACACGCUGCGGCACCCGGGCCGCGCCGCUCAGCUCUCGUACCGCAUACGCGUGACGUGUGCCGCAAACUACUACGGGCCCAGCUGCUGGACCCUCUGCAAGCCGCGGGACGACCGAUUCGGCCACUACCGGUGCGCGCGCGACGGCUCCAAGCAGUGCCGGCCGGGAUGGACGGGCUCCACGUGCGAGACGCCCGUGUGCCGCCGAGGAUGUCAUCCCGUGCACGGUUACUGCGAGCGACCCGGAGAGUGCGUCUGCCGACCGGGCUGGAGGUCCGAGCUGUGCGACCACUGCGCCCCUUACCCCGGAUGUCGGCACGGAUACUGCAACAACACGCCCUGGCAGUGCAUCUGCGACCUCAACUGGGGCGGCAUCCUGUGCGACCAGGACCUCAACUACUGCGGCACCCACGAGCCGUGCAUGAACGGAGGCACCUGCGAGCACACGGCGGGAGCGCAGCGGUACCUGUGCCGCUGCCGGCCUGGCUUCUCCGGCACCAACUGCGAACUGGGCCGCGGUGCGCAGGGCUGCCUGCCGGCCGCGUGUCUAAACGGCGGAAGCUGCGUCCAGCGCAACGGCACCUGGGCGUGCGCAUGCGCGCCAGGCUGGACCGGAUAUAGAUGCCAGGAUCUGAGCGGCUGCCUGGCGCGUCCGUGCCAGAACGGCGGCGACUGCGUGGCGUCGCCGCAGCCUCCGGGUUUCCGGUGCAUCUGCCCCGUGGGCUAUGGAGGUGCGCGCUGUGAGCGGGACGAGGACCCGUGCCACCCGAACCCGUGCGCUCACGGUGCCUCCUGCUUCAGCCUGGGCGCGCACGACUACUACUGCCACUGCACAGACCGCUACCAGGGCAAGAACUGCACGCAGGACCGACCGUGCGGCGAUCCCGGAGGCCAGCCGUGCUCGUCCCCGGCUUCCCUGCAGGGCUGCGCGGCCGUCGAAGAACAUGGCGGCGGUGCCUCGGUGUGCGGCCCGCACGGCCGCUGCGUCGCCAGUGGCAGUGCGCCGGCAACCACGUCGAGCUGCGUGUGCGACGCCGGAUACACGGGCCGCUACUGUCACGAGAACAUCAAUGACUGUGCUCAUCAACCAUGCGUAAACGGAGGGACCUGUGUGGAUGCAGUCAACAGCUACAAAUGCAUCUGCCCGGAAGGAUGGGAAGGCCCACACUGUAGCAAAAACCGAGAUGAAUGCCAGCCGAAUCCAUGCCACAACGGAGGCAGAUGCACAGACCUCAUUGCCGACUUCCUUUGCGAGUGCCAGGGACAAUGGAAAGGAAAGACCUGCAACCUCCGUGAUUCUCACUGUGACAGCGACACAUGCCUCAAUGGUGGCACCUGCGAAGACAUCGGUGACACUUUUGUCUGUCACUGCCCGGAAAACUACCAUGGUCACACGUGUCAAAUCGCCAAAGUCAAUGGCUGCGAGUCCAACCCGUGCCAGAACGGAGCCACGUGCGUCAACAGUGGCCGCGGUUUCUCCUGCAUGUGCAGGGAAGGUUUCGAAGGACCACUCUGCCAACAAAACGUGGAUGACUGUGCUUCUUCGCCCUGCCACAAUGGCGGCCGCUGCAUCGACGGUGUCAACUGGUUCCGCUGUGAAUGCGCGCGUGGCUUUGCCGGGCCCGACUGUCGCAUCAACGUGGACGAGUGCGCUUCGAAUCCGUGUGCCCCGGGCAGCGUCUGUGUGGACGCCAUCGGAGAUUUCGAGUGCCGCUGCGCACCCGGCCGCACGGGCAAGCGUUGCAAUGUUGUGCUUGUCACCCCGGCCUCUUACCAGCCGUGCGAAUGGAAAGGCAUCGUGUACCCGGAAGGAAGUCGAUGGCAGGAAGACUGCUCCCUCUGCAGCUGCCACUCCGGAGCCGUGACUUGCAUUCCUAGCGCAUGCCCAGAGUCCGGCUGCGACCCAUCAGGACCGACAGAGCAGUGCCCACCAGGUGAAGUCUGCCUGUCAGGUCCACCCGCGGAGUCUUGCUUUGUGCGACCCUGCGCACAGGGUGGGCAGCCCCACGGCCACUGCGCUCCCCUGCUGCCGGGAUUGGCCAAUCAGUCGUCCAGCUGCCUCCCCAAUGCAGCCGAGCCCAGCAACGCUUGUGCCAAGAUCACGCUGCUCUUCGACCGCCGUGCCAUGGCACCAGGAAUCACGGUGGAAUCAGUUUGCAGCAACAUACGGAGACUAUCCGUCAGGCGCUCCAUCAUCAUUCUGUGCGCACAAAAGCUGACUGACGCCGACAGUAUUGAAGUGACAGUGUUCACGCCGGGUCAUCCAUCAGCAUCAACUUACGCAGCAGUAAGUGAGACGGCACGGUCCUUGGCUGAUGUGAUCAGCCGCAAGCUCACCAACCACACGGCGCUGUCUUCCGUUAUUGAAGUGAAGGUGGAAACGUCCUUCGUGGGCCUUGACCAGAAAAACACAGGCCGGAGCUACCUGCUCGCAGCAACAGUCACGCUGGUCGGAGUGGCCCUGCUGGGACUGCUGGCGGCAUUGACCGUCUGGUUCCUGCGCUCCCACCCGACACUGUGCCGCUGCCCACUGCGCGCGCCUGUGACGGGCGUCAUACCCAGCGUCAGCGGCAAGCUUGACGGUGGCACGCCUGAGCCCGACAAGUCAAACAACCAGAAUGAGGAGAACAUGCGGAGGUACCAGAACCCCCUCCGCGGCGCGACGAACGCAGACACCGCCGCCGCGGAAGCGACGCCGAGAGACGCGCGAAGUGCAGAGCUCUUCAAGCCGCCCUCACUGGCCGCCUCGAAAAACACAAACAGGCUGUGUGACGCCAGCCUCAAGCAGUGCGAGAAGGACAACCCGCUGAGUGCGCCCUGUCCCGUCAAAGUCUUUUCGGUGCCAGACGCAGACGUGGACACUGUUGUGGUGCUCGUGUGACGAUGCUAGGACGCUUGUGUGUGUGUGUUGUGGACCAAUAUGCUCAAAUGACAGUUACCAGCGAUGUUCGGUGACGGGGUGAGCGCUUGCCCCGCAACGUGGCCAGUCACGAUUCCCUCGUUGAAGAAAAUCUUGUCGGCGAAGCUGCAACAUUCAGUCGGCACCCUCCCUCAUUCGUAAAGGCGACAGAGGUCCCAGUGUUGCCGCCACGUGUCGUUGGCCGCCAGCGGGGCAGAUCCAAACAUUCCCAAUGUCGACAACACCCUAUGCCAACUCCCGACGACUCGAAAGUCGCAGACUUCUCACAAGGACAAUUCAUACAGGACGCUCUGACAAAGUGGUUCUGCCGCAUUAAGCUCCGAAGCAAACGAACGAGAUUCUUAGAAACAAGUGGCCACUGUGCUAGCACUUCCUGAAGUGCUGCACUGACAAUGCAAGCGCGCAGUGCAGCCCACUUUUUGCAUGCACACCUUAAACUCGCGGAUGUACAGUGUAUUCAUAUUUGCCAAGAAUGACGACGCGAAACUGCCGCCGCAGAACGAGUAAUUGGGUCAGAAGAAUGGCUUCGGCGUGGAAGCAAGCAUAGAUUAUCUGUAAAAGCAGUAUUCUGCACAAAGACUGCAGUGAUACUACAAAAUGUGUUCAUUUUUCAAAAUACUGUUCUUGCAAAGGUACAAGAAUACUAUAUUGCCAGCUUUCACCCAUUUCGACGCGGUGUUGCCAUUCCGUCGCAUCUUUCGACGUAGGUUUUACAAGACGACUAAAAAAUAAGUGCUCAGAAAACUAGUACGUUCAGCGUUGGCCUAGCGCACGACGAACCGUCGGCUUAGGACAUUUUUUUUUCUGCAUGUCUGUAGCGUAGUGAAUGUUUCACGUGUACAUAUGUAUAUAGUUAGCUCCGUAUGCGACGCGAGCACUGCAAACGCGGCAGUGUUCUGCACAUCGGGAGUGCCUAAUUUAUAAGGGAAGCAUGCAAUUUGCCCACCCCGCCAUUCUUUCCGGUCUUUUGCAAAGUGUACAGCCGAGAAGCUCACAAUUUCUGCCAGCCCUGCCAUUUACGUCCAGUACAAAUUACGUACAACUGGAUCACAUUCCAGCAAACAAGCUAUGAACAUACAUCACGUCCAAUGCAAGGUUCUAUAUGCUGGAUCAUGACAGCAACAAAACCGCUUUGGAAAAAACAAAUGAGGAUAGUAUUCAAUGCUAAUGCAAUUUUGCCAUAAUGUCUCUGAAACGCGACUUUACUCUUUAGGGAACAUGACUGUACUCUUUCACAGUGUUUAUCACAGUAGAAGUUCAUCUGACAUGGGAGUGACAAGGACAUGCAUUGCGUUAAGGCUCACUUCUAACUCGAGCGCAAAACCACGUCGCUUAGCCCCAUUGGAGACUAUUCUGGAACAUCACGUUCCACAUUUCGUUUGCUGCCAAUGUCGUCUGCGCAAAAUUGCCAUCAAAACUUCUCUCUUUAAUUGCCUUAACGCUCAUUCACACCUGCGACUAGAAUCGGUCGCACGACCAUUUGAGACUGGCAACCAAAAAGUGACUCAAGGCAACUGCUGUUCACAACUGCAUGCGACCUACACCCAUCGCCACACAGAAUUCACGGCCGCUCGUGUUGCCAUUGCCACAUAAAAUAAGCUGACGUCCUGUUCCUGCACAACUGAUUGGUUCAGAGGUUUGCAACUGCAGUCGCGCAACCGAAAAAUCGAGCCAUUAGCAACUGAGCCAAAGCAUUCACUUUGCGACAGAAGUGGCCAUUUGCAAUCCUUUGCGAUUAUAACUCGGUCGUGCGACCGGUGGUAGUCGCAAGUGUGAACGAGCCUUCGUAUUCUUCCCCGCAUGUGGACUAGCAAACUGGAUAGGGUCUUUAUUGCAAGAGAUUGGGGUGUCACUACACCAACAUAAGUCCGCCGUGUGAUUAUAGUGUUUGUACAAUAUGGUCCACAGUGUUACAUUUCUACUAUCAUCAGUGAGAUAUGGCGCAAGGAGUUGAAGACAAGUUAUGUGUAAAGAUAUGCGUAAAUGACUAUAUCAGGGGCUUCUUAUAGAUAGGGGCUAAACAAACUGUUUUAUUACGCGGCUUCCUUCCCGGUCCACUGUUUUUUUAACAGCGGACCAGACUGUACAUGGUGGACCAAUACAGAACAAGGAACUUUGUUCCAGUAUUAGAAGUCCUCGCUUUUAGCAGAAAGAAUGAAAAGGUACCAUACUGCACUUUAGCCGAUCCCAUUCCGACUGACACUUCUGCAGUUAUAUUCAAAUACCAAUGCGUUCCCUUUCAUACCGGUGAAGCCCGUACUGUUUGAUUUGUUACAAUGAGCAUGCCGAGGCAACAGUCGGUCCAGAGACCAUGUUUUCUUUCAUUCCCAUGGCGGUUGGAUGACUGCAGUGACAGACUUCCCUCCAGCAAGUCUAUGUAGAACUUGUGCUUAGUUUUUUUCUUUUUCCCGGGAUGUGCUUGAAAUGGCAGUCUGAGCAUGUGCGAGAGAUGUAAAAGCCUGAUGUGGUGUCUCCGACUAGCCCCACGGAUCUCCAGUGAAAAGUGCGUCCCCGUUAAGGAGCUUAGCUGCGGAGAGGGAUGCCACGGAAGAAAAACUCUAGUCUAGUCAAGAGUUUCCAUCAAAUGUUACGGAUGCCAAGUCCGCAACCCAUUUUACAGACAGCUCCGUAAGUGUGGCAAGGAAAAUGUCCGCUUAGUUUAGGGCUCUCUGCAAAUGGUUUGCGUGGAUACAUGUGGCACUAUGUUUAAUGGCCUAUGCUCAGAAGUGUGGAUAACAAAAAAAAUGUGUGUGUAGUUUUAUGCCAGCCUUGAACUGCUUGAUUGCAAAACAGCCUGUCAACGUGACUUUGUCCACUGAUGCCAAGCAUUAAAUAUGUUGCAAGCAAA